Acaulospora morrowiae is the source of this 123-nucleotide messenger RNA. The record is from the annotation of a GenBank genome assembly. Lineage: Eukaryota; Fungi; Glomeromycota; Glomeromycetes; Diversisporales; Acaulosporaceae.
UCUAUAUGUGAACGAUCCUAAGAAAAAUAAACUCAUGGAAUCAGGAGAAGAGAUCUCUAAGUAUUUCGAUAAGCCCCUUGUUCAGGAUCAAAUUCAUAUUCUCAUAAAACCUAGGGAUAAUUA